AAACUCUCAGUUGAGCUGGAUUGCAGGUUUGGUCAGCAUUCCCAGGUUUUGCAGCAACAUUGACUUGACCAGAAAAAGUGUAAGAAUUUGUGCUUCUCCAGGCUACAUCAUGUCUUCAAGUGUGUAUCUAGUCCUUGUGCUCUCAUUGUCACUCUUGGUGACUCUGGCAUCCACCGGUAUGCCAGGUGCUCCAGUAGCUGCUAAUACUGGUUCCGAAGAGGUUAAGAAUGCUGCCAACUUUGCCUUGGAACGCUUCAAUCUUAUGUCCACAAAUAAACACAUCUAUAAACUACUAACAGUGAAAUCAGCUAAAACACAGGUUGUUGCUGGAAGGAACUACAUUUUGGAGAUCAUUAUCGGUGCAACAAAUUGCCAGAAAAAUUCUCACUAUAAUCUACAGGCCUGUAAAUUGACACUAGGCGCUAAUGCUAAGUUGCAGAACUGCACAUUUGAAGUUUACGUUUCAUGGAAUAAUGUGAUGUCUCUUUCAAAAAGUACCUGUAAGACCUUGUGAAACCAACUACAGAGCUAUGAACUAAAUAUCGCUUGCUUGUCUGUAGAAUUUGAUUCACAUUCAUUAAAUUACACUGUAAAUCAAUGGGAUCGUUCUCUAUAAUAAAUGCAGAGCAAUAAUAAUGAAUUUUGAAUCAUA
Molecule: messenger RNA, 652 nt
Organism: Xenopus laevis (African clawed frog)
Lineage: Eukaryota; Metazoa; Chordata; Amphibia; Anura; Pipidae
Product: cystatin
Exons: 4
Coding region: 110-514 (134 amino acids)
Source: RefSeq, a predicted model, not a curated record